CCUGUCGUUGCGGCCAGCAGAUGCACUUGCAGCAGGCUGCACAUAGGCGCUCUGCAUGAGCCGCACAUCUUGGCAUGCAGGAGCCUUCUAAAAAUGACCUUGCAGAGGAAAUCGAAGAAGAUCCAUUCCUCCGGGGGUCCGGUCUACUCAUCCUCGGGGUACAAGAAGGCAGAUGAUGAGAUGUCCGGGGCCACGUCCACUGCCGACCAGGGGGAGGCAGCUGCCCGAACCAUCCUCAUCAACCUGCCCCAGACAUGCAAGUUCAGGGACAACAGAGUCAGCACGGCCAAGUACAGCGUGUUAACCUUCCUACCUCGAUUUCUCUAUGAGCAGAUCAGAAGAGCUGCCAAUGCAUUCUUUUUAUUUAUUGCCUUAUUACAGCAAAUUCCUGAUGUUUCUCCGACGGGAAGAUAUACCACUUUGGUGCCCUUAAUUUUCAUUCUCACAGUGGCCGGCAUUAAAGAAAUCAUUGAAGACUAUAAAAGACACAAGGCAGACAAUACUGUUAACAAAAAGAAAACUAUAGUUCUAAGAGGAGGCACUUGGCAGAAUGUGAUUUGGAAGGAGGUGGCAGUUGGAGACAUUGUGAAGGUUACCAAUGGGCAGCACCUUCCAGCUGAUAUGAUCAUUUUAUCAUCCAGUGAACCUCAGGCCAUGUGUUACAUUGAAACAUCUAAUCUUGACGGUGAAACAAAUUUAAAAAUACGUCAGGGUUUACCAGCAACAGCAAAUUUUCAGUCUAAAGACGACCUGGUGAAGAUGAGUGGAAGAAUCGAGUGCGAAGGCCCCAAUCGUCAUCUUUAUGAUUUUACUGGAAACCUGCAACUGGAUAGUAACAGCCCUGUUGCUGUUGGACCUGACCAGAUCUUACUAAGAGGUGCCCAGAUAAGGAACACUCAGUGGGUAAUGGGAAUAGUUGUGUACACAGGACACGACACCAAACUUAUGCAGAACUCGACGAAAGCACCCCUGAAAAGGUCAAACGUGGAAAAAGUGACAAAUGUCCAAAUCCUGGUCCUAUUCUGCAUCCUUCUGGUGAUGGCUCUGGUGAGCUCAGUCGGAGCUUUGUUAUGGAACAGAAAAUACGAUGAAACCAACUGGUAUCUGGGCAGUAAUGAAGCAAUAUCGAGCAAUUUUGGAUACAACCUGCUGACUUUCAUUAUUUUGUAUAACAACCUGAUUCCUAUUAGUCUUCUGGUGACCCUGGAAGUUGUGAAGUUUACUCAGGCUCUCUUUAUCAACUGGGACAGAGACAUGUAUUAUGCAGAAACAGAUACACCUGCAAUGGCAAGAACGUCAAACCUGAAUGAAGAGCUUGGCCAGGUGAAAUACUUAUUUUCUGACAAAACUGGAACAUUAACUUGCAACAUUAUGAACUUCAAGAAAUGCAGUAUCGGAGGAAUCACUUAUGGGCACUUUCCAGAAUUUGAAAGAGAACGUUCCUCUCAAGAUUUCAGCCAGUUGCCGACUACCAGCGAGUCAUGUGACUUUGACGAUCCCAAACUAUUUCAGAACAUUGAAAGUGACAGUCCUUCAGCAGCUGUGAUUCGAGAAUUCUUGACUUUGCUGGCUGUGUGUCACACUGUAGUCCCGGAAAAGGAUGGAGAUAACAUCAUCUACCAAGCUUCUUCUCCAGAUGAGGGAGCAUUAGUAAAAGGUGCAAGAAAGUUGGGUUACACCUUCACUGGUCGGACUCCGCAUUCAGUCAUUAUUGAUGCUAUGGGAAAGGAACAGAGCUUUGAAAUACUUAACGUUCUGGAAUUCUCUAGCAAUAGGAAAAGGAUGUCUGUAGUUGUCCGAACUCCAUCUGGAAAUCUCCGUCUUUACUGUAAAGGAGCGGAUAAUGUUAUUUUCGAAAGGUUAUCAAGAGAGUCGCAGUAUAUGGAACUUACGCUAAAUCAUCUUGAACAGUUUGCCUCGGAAGGCUUAAGAACAUUGUGCAUUGCGUAUGCUGACCUGUCGGAAUCGAGCUAUGAGGAAUGGAUGAAGGUUUAUAAUGAAGUCAGUGUCGUCCUUAAGGACAGAACUCAGAAACUUGAAGAAUGCUAUGAGAUUAUUGAGAAGGAUCUGAUGCUGCUUGGUGCUACAGCUAUUGAGGAUCGCCUACAAGGAGGGGUUCCCGGGACUAUAGCAACAUUGAUGAAAGCCGAAAUUAAAAUAUGGGUUUUAACCGGAGACAAGCAGGAGACCGCUGUUAACAUAGCUUACUCAUGCAGACUUGUGUCUCAAACGAUGUCACUCAUUAUGGUGAACGAAGACUCACUGGAUGCAACAAGAGAAACAUUAACCAAUCACUGUACCAACCUUGGUGACUCACUGGGUAAAGAAAACGAUAUUGCUUUAAUAAUCGAUGGACAGACCUUGAAAUUCGCUCUCUCGUCUGAGGUUCGCAAGAGCUUUCUGGACCUGGCCCUGUCCUGCAAGUCUGUCAUCUGUUGUCGAGUGUCUCCGCUGCAGAAAUCUGAAAUUGUAGACAUGGUAAAGAAACACGUGAAUGCCAUCACACUGGCUAUUGGAGAUGGUGCCAACGAUGUUGGAAUGAUCCAGACCGCACACGUUGGAGUUGGGAUUAGUGGGAACGAGGGCAUGCAAGCUACCAACUCCUCCGAUUACGCCAUCGCGCAGUUUUCCUACUUGGAGAAACUUUUACUUGUUCACGGCGCAUGGAGCUACAACCGCGUGACUAAAUGCAUCCUAUACUGUUUCUACAAGAAUGUGGUCCUAUACAUCAUUGAGCUUUGGUUUGCCUUUGUUAAUGGAUUUUCUGGACAAAUUUUGUUUGAACGGUGGUGCAUUGGUUUGUACAAUGUGAUUUUCACUGCUUUACCUCCUUUCAUGUUGGGAAUCUGUGAACGUUCGUGUAGUCAGGACAGCAUGAUAAGAUUUCCUCAACUCUACAAAAUCACUCAGAACGCUGACGGAUUUAACACAAGAGUUUUUUGGGGUCACUGCAUCAACGCCUUAGUCCACUCCCUCAUUCUCUUCUGGUUUCCGCUGAAGAUGCUGGAGCACGAUGCUGUAUUUCCCAGCGGGCACGUUGUAGACUAUUUAUUCGUUGGAAACAUUGUUUACACGUAUGUUGUGGUAACAGUCUGCUUGAAAGCUGGUCUUGAAACCACUGCAUGGACAAAGUUCAGUCACCUGGCUGUGUGGGGGAGCAUGCUCAUGUGGUUAGUGUUCUUUGGGGUGUACUCUACAAUCUGGCCAGUGAUUCCUCUUGCCCCGGACAUGCUUGGACAGGCUGAGAUGGUGCUAAAGUGUGGAUACUUUUGGCUUGGAUUACUGCUGGUGCCAGCUGCAUGUCUAAUUAGGGAUGUGGUAUGGAGAGCGGCAAAGCAUUCAUGUCGCAAGACGUUACUGGAGCAAGUUCAGGAGAUAGAGGCCAGAUCUAAAGAAAUGGGAAAAGCGGCCCUUCGGGACUCCAAUGGAAAAAGCUUGAACGAACGUGACCACUUGUUGAAGAGACUUGGCAGAAAAACCCCUCCAAGCCUCUUCCGGGCUAAUUCCGUCCAGCAAAGUGUAACAUAUGGCUAUGCUUUCUCUCAAGAAGAACACGGAGUUGUUUCCCAGUCUCAAGUGGUCCGAUCCUAUGACACGACAAAACAGAGGGCCAGCAUAGAAUAACAGGGACAUCGGCAACUGAGCUUUGGACAAUACAGGCACUGUUAACAGAUAUUUGACUAAGGUUUGGCCGCGGCAGCCGAAAAACUGGGAAACUCAUUUCUGUGCCCUUUGCCAACAAAUUUCUUAGUUAUUUUUUUUCUGCCAGCGAGGCCUGCAUGAGAUUUAAAGAAACUAUGCAUUACAGGUCUCUCUCUGGAAGCUAAGUGGUUAACGUGUAAUGCAAG
Molecule: messenger RNA, 3848 nt
Organism: Spea bombifrons (plains spadefoot toad)
Lineage: Eukaryota; Metazoa; Chordata; Amphibia; Anura; Pelobatidae
Gene: ATP8A2
Product: ATPase phospholipid transporting 8A2
Exons: 37
Coding region: 94-3624 (1176 amino acids)
Biological process (GO): phospholipid translocation; neuron development
Cellular component (GO): plasma membrane
Molecular function (GO): ATP binding; ATPase-coupled intramembrane lipid carrier activity; magnesium ion binding
Source: RefSeq, a predicted model, not a curated record